AUGCCUCCCACCGCCGCAACCCGCAUACCUUCCACCACCAACCCUGCCAACGCCCCCCAUGCCUCCGCCUCCACCGACCCAAACGGCAUGCACACCCGCCGCACAACCUCCGGACGUGCCGUCCGAGCCACCGCCGCGCGACCAGCAAACUACUACGCCCGCCCCUUCGGCAACAACGCCAAUGCCGCGCGAGACAACGAGCAAGAUGAAGGCCCGCCAGGCUUCUUUCCAGCCAUCACCUUCUUCACGGACGCUAUUACGGCAUUGCCGAAGGAAGUGAUGCGGCAGUUUACGCUGAUGAAGGAGGUAGAAGCUAAGAUCUGGGCAAACGGGGAGAAGUUUGAGGAAGUGGUGAAUGAGGUUAUGGGGUACCCUGUUCCAUCUAAAGUCGCGAGGGAGCAGCGGGAUGCAAAUCGCGCGGAGGUAGGGAGUGCCGGCAGUGGAGAGUUGGGCGGACAGGUGCCCGGCGGCUUGAUGAGCUUGACGGCGAACAACAGCGUGGUUGGGAGUACUGCGGCUAGUGUGGUUAACGGCGGCAACCCGGCUCAGCUUUCGACGCAGAAUUCGGUUGCGGGGAGUUUUAGUGGUGAAGAGGUUGGAACGCAGGCUGCGGACGAAGAGGACCUGGCGAAGAGGCAGAAAUACCAUGAGUUGCGGACGCUGAUCGCGAACAUGCUGCCGAAUUUGGAUGAGAAGGGUGUUGUGGUGUCCGAAGCGAACCGCAUACUCGCGCGGCAGCACAUGCGUAUCGACUCAGUGAUGCCGUUUCUGGAGCAGGAGAUCAGUGAAGAAGCCAGGCUGGGCAGCAUGACGCAUUGGGCGUAUAGCGACAACAGGCAGAAGAAGCAAGCGACUGGCCCAUCGGCGAACAGAAGAGACGUAGCUGCCACAAACAGCCUGGCGGCCGCGGCGAGCGCGAUACACGAGUCGGACAUUGCAGCCGCUAGGACGGUUGGAGCGCGCGAGGGUCGUGAGAAGCAGAAGGGGAAGAGCAGGGAGCAGCUAGACUCAGACUUUGACGACAGGCCAAAAAAGACACAUGCGAAGGUUGCGAAGGGCAAGCCAGCCGGGCCGGCAGGGUUGGGCAUUUCUGCAAAUGGCGAUCCUGUAAAGAAGAGAAAGGUGGAAAGAGGGUUGGCAGCACCAGGCAUGGAGCGCAUAACGAGCACUAAGGGUGCUAAGGCGGCUGCGAAAGAGGUCUCCAGGAGCACACCAAGCACAGAGCCGGCUAAGAAGGCGAAGACGAAGCCAGCACCUUUAAAGCGGAAGGGCCUUGCUUCGGCCCAGGCCAGUCCAGCGCUCGCCAGCAGUCCGCUGAACCCGACAUUUACUGCAACGAACAUGGAGCCACCGGCCGGUCGUGCACCAGGCGGGCGGAUGCGACAGAGUAGUAAUGCCACGAAAUUGCGCCACGAACAGGUUGCGAGUGAUGAAGGCAGUCGUCCGAUCUCAGCGCCAGGUAAGUCUAACGAGAGGAAGCGCAAGGCACCAGUAGAUGAGGCGGACAAUGCAAAGAAGACGACCGAAGCCAGUGACGGCCAGGCUCGCAAAGGUCCCUCAUCUACGGACGCCGACCGCAGCCAUCCAUCUCGUUCUGGCUCCAAUUCUGGCAAAGCUGGCCGCGGAUCGGCGGCUGGGACGCCUCGAACUGAAGCAUUUCCAGACGUUAGUGGGGCGGGUGCAUUGCAGAGAGCAAGAAGCACGCGAAGCAUGCGCGGAAACCGGGAAGAGAGUGAGUCCGAGCCUGGAGCUGGUGUUGAAGACAAGCCAAUCAAGAUGCUGCACAAGAGGCAAGCUAGCAAUUCGCACCUUGUCAAGCAAUUGGCCAGCUUCAACCGCAGCCCGGAUCUCGAUCGUCAUUUGGAUGAAGACAGCGACGAGGAUGAUCACAGCGACGAAGCGGUGGAGAGGCGUAGACUGCGCCGCGAGAAAGCCGCUGAGCUUAGGGAGCGGGAGGGCUCGAGCAAGUCGCCGAGGAAGAAGAGGCCGGUGUCGAGGCGCAAUACGCUGAACCAGGGUACGGCAUCAUCACCGGCUCCUCCUGGAUAUGAAGGAGAAGGUAAUGAUGAUGACACCAUGAUGCCUGACGCGCAAGCGGACAACGCGUCAGUCACAUCUCAGCGUGAGGAAGACGCAGACCCAGACACCACCGUGCCAGACCUUGAACCUCCCCACCCCUCGUCUCCACCAACCGCCACGGCCCCCUCAUCACCCCGCUCCUCACCAACCCCCGAACCCCUCUCGCCUCCCCAGCCCACCACAACCGAGCAACCCGACUCCCCCAUCUCCCGCGACGACAACGCUCAGGACGCCGACGACGACGAAGAAGGCGACCCCGACGACCCGGACGAGCCCAAGUACUGCUACUGCGACCGUGGAUCCUACGGCGAGAUGAUUGCUUGUGACAACGAGCAGUGUCCGCGGGAGUGGUUCCAUUUGGGGUGUACGGGGUUGAGAGAGCCGCCGGCGGAGGAGGAGAAGUGGUUUUGUCGGGUGUGCGCGCCUAUCUUUCUUGGGCAGGGGAGGGGGAGUAGGGGGAGAGGCGGCAGAGGGAGGGGGAGAGGGUGA
Molecule: messenger RNA, 2568 nt
Organism: Saxophila tyrrhenica
Lineage: Eukaryota; Fungi; Ascomycota; Dothideomycetes; Mycosphaerellales; Extremaceae
Exons: 1
Coding region: 1-2568 (855 amino acids)
Biological process (GO): regulation of DNA-templated transcription
Cellular component (GO): nucleus; histone acetyltransferase complex
Molecular function (GO): histone acetyltransferase activity
Source: RefSeq, a predicted model, not a curated record